Gracilinanus agilis (Agile Gracile Mouse Opossum) is the source of this 2259-nucleotide messenger RNA. It is a transcript of the gene RAI2, whose product is annotated as retinoic acid induced 2. Gene Ontology annotation, biological process: animal organ development. The record is from RefSeq and is a predicted model, not a curated record. Gene Ontology annotation, cellular component: nucleus. The transcript has 2 exons. Bases 165 to 1892 code for a protein of 575 amino acids. NCBI's taxonomy places the organism in Eukaryota, Metazoa, Chordata, Mammalia, Didelphimorphia, Didelphidae.
CGGCGGCGACAGCGGCGGCAGCAGCAUCUUUGCAGGUCCGGCAACAGCAGCGGCGCGAGGCCAAGUUAUGGUGGUGCAAACGCCUUUGGUCAGCGAGGAACACCGGGGAUUCUGGUAACAGCGAUGUAAACUCACAUUCUGUGAAACUUCUCGAAUCCCAUACAAUGGAGGAAUUAUACAAGGACGCCCAAAACCUACCCAUGGAUGUUACCAGUUCUCCUCCCUCCUUGGCCAAUAACAAACUGGAAAAUGGGGUGGCUCAGCUGAUCACAGCUGAGGCAUGGAAUAUCAACUCGACAGACUUGAUGAAAAAAGCACUUUCACCACUGGUGACUGUUCCAGCCCCUUCCAUCCUGACCCCUCCGGCAGAAUCACAAAGCGGGGUAGCCCUGAAAGUCGCGGCAACUGUACUGCAGCCAAUUUGCUUAGGGGACAGCCCAGUAGUCCUGCCCAUCCAUCUGCAAGUAGCAGGAAGCACCACCCCUCAGAUCAGUCCCAAUAAUAAUACCCCCUAUGUCAUGACUACCCAAGGUCCAGUGCCUCUGCCUGUCCUCCUAGAGCAGCAUGUGUUCCAACAUUUAAAUUCGCCACUGGUCUUGCCUCAAAGCGCUCCCUGUCCCCCCAAUCCCAUUCACAACAAUCUUUUCCAGGGAGCUUCUGCACCUGUGGGACAACCCCAGCUGCUAGACCAGAAACCCCCCAGUCAGCCUCAAGAACCCGUAUUACCCCCAGUAUUUCAGACCCCAGGUUUUGCUGCUGUUCUUCAAGACCUGUUUCCUUCCCAGGGGACUCUGGGCUCGUCUCCUUGUCAGCCUCCUCCAGAUUACGCGUCUGUCCCGCCUCAACCCUUUAGCUCUCCCCUGUCUCCUCUGGUCCCACCAGCCACUCUGCUGGUGCCGUACCCAGUGAUCGUGCCCCUGCCGGUACCGGUGCCCAUCCCCAUCCCCAUCCCCAUCGCCGUGCCCCAUAGUUCCGAGUCCAAACUCAGCCCUGACUUUCCCAAGCCCCCGUCCUUCGGGAUGUAUUCCUGUAAAGAAACUCAGACCCCGCUCGAGAAGGAAGAGAUAAAGCCCUUCAGCUUCCUCCAGCAGCGGGAGUUCUCCCAACUCAGCCGCCACACGGUGAUCAAAAUGGGCAACGAGAACGAGGCCCUGGACCUUUCCAUGAAGUCCAUGCCCUUGAUCAAAGCAAGCGAGCUCAGCCCUCCGCCAUACCCUGAAGAUAGUGCACUAGACCUAUCCCUCUCUUCCUCCCGAAAGGCAGGAAGUUCUGGGCCUCUCCCGGAGGCAAUUAUCUGUCCCGGUUCGGCCAUGGACAGCCCGGCUCUUCCGUUGAUGGAGAAACUGGCCGGUGCGGCCAUCCCUUUCAGCCAGCCUAAGCCACAUGAGACCUCCAUCAAAGACGGCCGCCUCGGGGGCGGGGGCGGCGGCGGCGGCGGAGGAGGAGGAGGAGGAGGAGGAGGAGGCGGCGGCGGGGGCAAUUCCGGCAACUCCUCAGAGCUCCUGAGGCAACAGCAAAAGUGGCUAGUGGACCCGAGCGGUCGGCCGGGCUGUGAGCCCAAAACUGGAAAUAACAUUGAGAUCGUGAGCACGUCACAGACGGCCAAAGUGAUCGUGUCUGUCAAGGACGCUGUGCCCACGAUUUUUUGUGGCAAGAUCAAAGGCCUCUCGGGGGUGUCCACCAAAAACUUUUCCUUCAAGAGAGACCUUCCCCAGGAUUCUGUGCUGCAGUGCUAUGAUGUCAAGGGCCCGGCAGAGUCCAGGGAAAAUGCAGAAUCCCUUAGGAAACCCAUCAAAAACCGGAGUGUAAAGUUAAAGAAAAUGAACUCGCAGGAAAUACACAUUCUUCCAAUCAAAAAGCAACGGCUGGCUGCCUUUUUUCCAAGAAAGUAAAUUAUGGCUUUUUAAAGAAAUUAAGAUUAUAAUAUUAUGGGGAAAGAUGCACUUGGUUUAAAAAAUGCAUUUAAAACUUAAACUAUCUUUGUAAGUUAUUUUUUGGGGGUAGUAGGGAGGUGGGGGGAGAGGAUCAGCUCUAGAUUCCCUGUAAGCUGAUUUGGCUUUUUUUUUUUUUUAAUUUUCAACUUUUCCUGAAAGAGUAAAUAAAAGCAACCUAUUUUUCCAGUGGAUUGCACAUUUUUGCAGCUUUAAUGGAAUAACGGAUGAGUCAGAGGGGGUAAAAGCUAUUUUCACUGCCAUAAAGUGCUUUGAUGAUGUAAUUCCUAAUAAUGGGUAGGAUGAAUAUUUCAAAAUAAAUGUUUGU